Messenger RNA from Dermacentor silvarum, 636 nucleotides. RefSeq names its product cytochrome c oxidase assembly factor 6 homolog. The transcript is spliced from 4 exons. Lineage: Eukaryota; Metazoa; Arthropoda; Arachnida; Ixodida; Ixodidae. Gene Ontology annotation, cellular component: respiratory chain complex IV; mitochondrion. The record is from RefSeq and is a predicted model, not a curated record. Gene Ontology annotation, biological process: respiratory chain complex IV assembly. The coding region runs from base 260 to 541 and encodes 93 amino acids.
GUUGCAGACGAUUUCCGGUUCCUGCAGCCGCCAGAGGGCGAACGGUGGCGAAGGUUUUCGAAACCAGCAAAAUCAGCCAGCUUGCCGUGACCGACGAGCUGCGCCCCGUUUCUUUUUCGACCCUCGGAGCCGAAGGAUCACAACCAGUGACGAUCUCAGAUGGUCGUAUUCGCCGUGUUGUUCACAACUGACAUUUCCCGACGCACGCCUGUCGCGGUGCCUUGACUUCAGCGACGUAUCAAGCACACGGGAGAUCGCAAUGUCUUUUCCCAACAAGGAGCAGCGUCAGAAGUGUUGGGAUUCUAGAGAUCGCUACUGGGAAUGCCUUGACAAGAACGCCGAGAAUGCAAAUCGCUGCGCAGAAGUGAAGUCUCAGUACGAGACGCAUUGCCCAAGCCAGUGGGUGAAGCACUUCAACCGCAAAAGGGAAUACCUGCAGUUCAAGGACAAGAUUGAGAAUGAGGGGAGAGCUGCUGGGAAGCCAACCAUCGUAUUCGUAGACCCUGGUGGCCGUCGUGGCAGGUUCAGGGCAGUCACCUGACUACGUGUCAGCUCUGUAGAUUUUAGUGGCUGGAUUGCAUUAUGGCUAAAAUAUUACACAGCAACAAUUUGUCAAAAUAAAAUAUUUGCCUGUAC